Asterias rubens (European starfish) is the source of this 1690-nucleotide messenger RNA. RefSeq names its product branched-chain-amino-acid aminotransferase-like protein 2. The transcript has 2 exons. Bases 133 to 1026 code for a protein of 297 amino acids. The record is from RefSeq and is a predicted model, not a curated record. Lineage: Eukaryota; Metazoa; Echinodermata; Asteroidea; Forcipulatida; Asteriidae.
CACAGCUGCUAGCUACCUGCAUGCUCCAUCCAUGCCUGUUCCAUGCAAAGGGCUAUAGCUCUGCUCCGUUACGUGGCUCAACCCUUGAGUUAGGUCCCGAAGUAGAAAUCUGAAUGAAAAUAAUUUGACGAGAUGGAGAAUCACCAAACUACCGAGUCAGCAGGAGGCCAAGUCCGAAUGAUGUUGUGGGGAACACCUCGAUCAGUCUCAACCGUGUUCGCCAAGUUCAUGAGCUUCAUCGACGACUCGCAGAUCUUUUUCGAGCCCUAUCUCUGUGCUCGUUGGUUUGGGCCCGACUCCACCAUGUUUCCUGAAAAUCUGGCCAUGGCGAGGGAAUUUGUCGAGGCAGCAUCAGUGGUGACCUCGGUGACCGAGGGAUUCGAGAGAUCUGAGUGUUCUUUCAGUUGGGUCAAGAAGCAGCUAGAAAAACCACACGCCGGUAAGAAGCUCAUCUUCUGCAAGGAAAUGUGCUUCGCUCCUGAAGGUAAUUACGCAUCUCUCCCAGUCGGUUACCAUCACGUGUUCCUCCUGCGACAUCCUCUUAAAGUCUUCCCGUCUUGGAAGAAAAUCUACCCAUUUGGGGAAGGUAAAGACUUCAAACUCGAUGAGGCGCCCCCGGUGUUUUUCCCGACUGGCUUUGCCUUCAAGGAGAUGAGUGAGUUACUGGAUCAUGUGAAGACGACGCUCGAUCCAGAGCCUAUUAUUGUAGACACAGAUGACCUUCUUAGUAAUCCUCAAGGCAUCUUAUCAGAGCUCUUUAAGAAGUUGGGUUUACCUUUUCAAGAUAAGUACCUGCAAUGGGAAGAUGGAGGUGAAAUAUCCAAGAAGUGGAUAAUAUGCAAAACCUUUCUGCAGGGGCAAGUCGUUUGGGACUACUACAAGAAUGCCUUUGGGAGCACCUGUUUCACGAAACCGAGUCCAUUGCCCGAGCGUUCCUCGUUGACUGCUGACAUUCUUCGUUGCGUUGAUGCUUCCAUGCCGUAUUAUGACAAAAUGUUCGCUCAACGUUUAACUCCACAGAAGUAGAACAGAUCAAGAGUAAAAGUGGGAAACCGUUCUGAAAUAAUAUAUUAUAAUUAUCAAAUGAAAUUCAAAUUUAUGAUGUUUUUUAAUUGUAGAACUUCUAUAGGUUUGGUGAGUUGACAAAAAGGUAAACAGGAACUUUUGUAAAAAGAACUUGUGUUGUGGUACUUUUGAGAUAAACUUAUUUCUUUGGCCAGAGUCCAAAAAGUUAUACAAAUUUUUAACAUGUAAAGUAAUCCCACUGGCAACUGAAUAAAUCGGCAGACAAUUGAUUAAAUCCCAACCACUGUUUUUACCUUGAAAUAACAAAUUUAAUUUGUUUUUUUAGUCAAAGAAAAUAUAAGCAGCUGUUGUAAACGGCUUAUAACCCCAAAAACAUAUAAAUGGGAAAUAGUCAUAUAUACUAAAAUAGUUAAUGGUCUAGGUUUCGUCUGUCAUAUAUACUGAAAUAGUUAAUGGUCUAGGUUUCAUCUGUAGAACAGUCUUUCUCAUAAUUUAAAGACAACUCAACUCUUGGAAUUAACAGGUCCAACAAAAAAAGGUUUCGCCUUUGUCCGAUAAACCAGGAUUGGACAUAAUAUUUGUAUGUGUUUAAAAUCAUGGAGCUUAACAAAAAUGUAUCAUACUGGAAAAUAUUUUUUUUAAAGAAUUAUUUCAAAAUAAUGAA